Messenger RNA from Solea senegalensis (Senegalese sole), 2852 nucleotides. It is a transcript of the gene ddhd1b, whose product is annotated as DDHD domain containing 1b. Gene Ontology annotation, molecular function: metal ion binding; glycerophospholipase activity. Bases 173 to 2689 code for a protein of 838 amino acids. Lineage: Eukaryota; Metazoa; Chordata; Actinopteri; Pleuronectiformes; Soleidae. The record is from RefSeq and is a predicted model, not a curated record. Gene Ontology annotation, cellular component: cytoplasm. The transcript is spliced from 13 exons.
GGCUGGAGAAGAGGAAGAGGCUGCAGGAGAGGAAGAGGCUGAGCUGUGUCCGUGUGUGACCGGUGUCUUUAAAUCCACAGCUGCUGUGAUGAUGUAACCGUCAGGCAGAUGUGAGGAAAGCUUCGUGUUUCCAUGUUCAGCCUUUAACGCUGCGACUGUACCGUGAGGACACAUGACGGAGGAGGAGGAGGAGGAGAACUCUGUGUACUGCAGCAGUGAAUGGGACCUGGCGAAUGAUGUGUUUGUGUGUGGAUACGACGACAGAACCGCAGCCGCUGCGGCCGCCGCCGCUGCCGCCGCCGCCGAGGAGCGUCCGGAGCACAGGCACCUGUCGCUCCCGUCUCAGGACGGCACGAUGCUGGGCCUGGUCGAGGAAUACGCGGCCUUGCCUUUCUUGGAGGUGGACUCUAUCUACAGCGAAGGUGACGGUAGCAUCACCAUCAAGAAGCGCAUACGCUCCAACAGCUCCAGGCACCGCGGUGACAUCGUCACGGAGCUCGGACCAGAGGAAGUGCGCUGGUUUUACAAAGAGGACAAGCGAACGUGGAAACCGUUCGUUGGACACGACUCUUUGAAAAUUGAAAUGAUUUAUCGCAAAUUGUGCGAGCAGAACCCCGACAAGGUCAAAGACACCGUAGAGGGCGAGGAGGAGGAGGAGGAGGAGGAGGAGGCGACCCGGUCCUACGAGACACAUCCGGAGAACGGGACCGUGGACGGUGGAGGUGACCAGGCGGAGGCUGCAGUGCAGCGGCCGUCGUUGUCAGAGGAGGCGAGGAACCACGUGGAGGCAGUGUGUGUAAGAGGAGGGCUGUAUGAAGUGGACAUCAGAGAGAAGCAGUGCUAUCCCGUUUACUGGAACCAGCAAGACCGUAUUCCUGUGAUGAGGGGCCAGUGGUUCACAGAUGGAACAUGGCUUCCCCUGGAGGAGGAUGAGAGUGAUCUCAUCGAAGUGGAGCACCUCACUCGUUUCCGGGGACAGCAAAUGAGGGACACCUAUGAGAUGGAGGCCAUAACCACCACAGUGGACAGCAAGGAUGCCAUCCACAGUCUGAAGCUGAGCAGGAACCAUGUGGACUGGCACAGUGUGGAUGAGGUUUACCUGUACAGCGACGCCACCACCUCCAAGAUUGCACGCACUGUCACACAGAAACUGGGCUUCUCCAAAGUGUCUAGCAGUGGGACACGCCUCCAUCGAGGUUAUGUGGAGGAGGCAGCACCUGAGGACACCCCACCUGAAACCACGCACAUUGUCUUUGUGGUUCAUGGCAUCGGCCAGAAGAUGGACCAAGGCCGCAUCAUCAGGAACACUAGCAUGAUGAGAGAUGCUGCCAGGAAGAUGGAAGAGAAGCACUUCUCUGACCGCACCACAGAACAUGUGGAGUUCCUUCCUGUGGAGUGGAGGUCAAAACUGUCACUCGAUGGAGAUACAGUGGACUCCAUCACUCCAGAUAAAGUGCGGGGUCUCAGAGACAUGCUGAACAGCAGUGCCAUGGACAUCAUGUACUACACCAGCCCUCUAUAUAGAGAUGAGAUUACAAGAGGAUUGACUCUGGAGCUCAAUCGACUCUACUCACUCUUCUGCUUGCGGAAUCCUGACUUUGAAAAAAAUGGUAAGGUGUCGAUUGUGUCACAUUCACUGGGCUGUGUCAUCACCUACGACAUCAUGACAGGCUGGGACCCCAUACGAUUUCAUCAUCAAGAAGCACCAGACCAAGAGGAGACAAACUGGCUGAAUGAGGAGGAACAGCUUCAGAAGCAGCUGAGACUCACACACCUCAGGUUGAGGGACUUGGAGGAUCAGUUCCAGGGUCUGCAGACCUCCUCAUGUGUUGCAGUCCCGGCCUUAAAGUUCAAGGUGGAAAACUUCUUCUGCAUGGGCUCUCCUCUGGCAGUUUUCUUGGCAUUGCGAGGAAUCCGGCCUGGAAAUAAUGGCACACAGGACCACAUCCUCCCCACAACUAUCUGCAAACACCUCUUCAACAUAUUCCAUCCCACGGAUCCUGUGGCAUACAGAUUGGAGCCUCUUAUCUUGAAACACUAUAGCAACAUUACACCUGUUCAAAUCCAUUGGUACAACACCACCAGUCCGACACCAUACGAUCAGAUCCGACCCACGCUGCUCAACCCCACCAAGGAAACGAUAUCUUUGUCAGACUCAGAGAGCAUCCCUAGCCCCUGCACAUCCCCACCUCAGGCUCGACGUCACUAUGGAGAGUCUAUUACCAAUCUGGGCAAGGCCAGCAUCAUGGGUGCUGCAAGUCUUGGGAAGGGAAUCGGGGGAAUCCUGUUUUCCCGCUUUUCCCGUUCCAGUAGCCAGAUGGGUGGAGUUGAAGAGGAGCCAUCUAACUGCGAGGGUGGAGCCUCUCAGAUGGAAAACAUGCUGAAAGAGGAACAAGCAACAGUGGCAGAGAGCACUGAGAAAGACAAACAUGUAGCGCAAGAAAUGAGGAAGGUGGAGCGUGCUAUGUCCCAGUCCACUUCAGCUGUCAUGGACAGCACCUCAUUGGAGUUGGAGCGGCGCAUUGACUUUGAGCUGCGUGAAGGUCUGGUGGAAAGCCGCUACUGGUCUGCAGUGACCUCACACACGGCCUACUGGUGCUCUUAUGAUGUGGCUUUUUUCCUCCUCACCUUUAUGUAUAGACCACAAGAAGCUCUUGAACCUGCAGAGGACAACCCCGACACCUUGUGAACUGAGUCCAGAGUGACACAGGAACAUCACACCUGCUGGAAUCGAAAGAUUAGAUCAUAUGUGAUGUACGAUAAAAUAAAGGGGACAUUUAAGAUAUGUAAUGGAUACUGAUUUUGCAAAUGUGAAACAUUAAAGGAGUAAUCCUUCUUUUAAAUGAUGUUUA